AUGAAGCCCAUCUGGCAGAAAGCCAGUGCUUACAGCCUCUUCUUCUUCAACAACCUCUUCUUUGUUCUGGGGGCCGUGCUCAUGGGCUCCGGAAUAUGGCUCUUGUUUGACAAGAGAAACGUCGUCACCGUUCUGCAGAUCUCGACAUCCACCAUGAACAUCGUGCCUUACACCCUGAUCGGCGUCGGGGCCGUCACCAUGGUGAUGGGGUUCCUGGGCUGCGUCGGGGCCUCCAGCGGGACCCGCUGUUUCUUGGGGCUGUACUUUGUCGGCCUGCUGCUGCUCCUGGUGGCCCAGACCGCCACCGGCCUGCUCAUCUACCGCCGUGCGAAGGCCAUCCAGACAGAAACGCCCGCCUCUGUCCUCCACCUCAUCCAGUACUACGACCUGAGGCACGAAACCAACAGGUCCGCCAUGCUCGCCUGGGACUAUUUCCAAUCCAAGAUGUCUUGCUGCGGAUGGAUCGGGCCGGAAAACUGGAAGCUGAACCUCUUCCUCCGGCACAUAAAUUACACGCAGUACCCUUGCUCUUGCGGCGUCAACGCCACCGGCUCGGGGACGGAGAUAGGCUUCUGCUCUCUGGCCGCUCCAUCCGACGACUUUGACAGCUGGCCGGUGAGGAAGACGGGCUGCGUGGUCUCCGCCCGCAACUGGUUUCACGAGAACAACGACGUCAUCAUGGGGGUGUGCGCAGCCGUCUCUCUCGCCGAGGUGUUGGGAAUGGUGCUGUCUGUUUGCCUCUGCAAGAGCAAAGUACCCUAA
This is a messenger RNA of Lacerta agilis (Sand lizard), 762 nucleotides long. RefSeq names its product CD82 antigen-like. The record is from RefSeq and is a predicted model, not a curated record. Bases 1 to 762 code for a protein of 253 amino acids. Gene Ontology annotation, cellular component: membrane. The transcript has a single exon. Lineage: Eukaryota; Metazoa; Chordata; Lepidosauria; Squamata; Lacertidae.